Darwinula stevensoni is the source of this 2348-nucleotide messenger RNA. NCBI's taxonomy places the organism in Eukaryota, Metazoa, Arthropoda, Ostracoda, Podocopida, Darwinulidae. The record is from the annotation of a GenBank genome assembly.
CUCCAGGCGUUAGAUGGCGCUGAUCCAUCAUCGAUCUCCGGCUUCAGGCAGACGCGUACGCAGGACCACUUACAGCCAUACUAUUGUACAAGAGUGAAGAUCUGAAGCAAGAAAACCAUCAAGUGAAAUGAGUGGUAGAGGAGCAGGAGGCAAGAAGAGGCAGAAGCCAAGAAGCAAGUCACAGAGAUCAGGGUUGCUGUUUCCCGUCAGUCGUAUCUAUGGAAAGUUCCGGCGGACCCUUCUCAAACAUCGCAUUGCAAUCAGAGCACCAGUGUAUGCUGCUGCUGUCAUGGAGUAUCUCACAGCUGAAGUACUUGAACUGUCGGGGAAUGCUGCUCGGGACAAUCAGCGCCGGAGAAUUACACCCCGGCACAUUCUUCUGGCAAUAGCCAAUGAUGAGGAAUUGUUCAAGCUGUUGAAGAAUGUAACCAUUCCACAAGGAGGAGUCAUUCCAAGAAUCCAUCCUGAGUUGAUGAGCAAGAAACAGCAAAAUGCACUGCUGGACCCUCUCUACCCAAGUGAUUCUGGUUCUCAGUUCGGAUCACCUAUGAAAAAGUCCCCAUCAGCAGUGAAAGCUUUCCACAAACAAGCAGAUCCUGUCUCACCAGGCAAGACCAAAUAUAAAGCAGACCAGUGGUGGCUCAUGAUACGCAGCAGCAGUGGUUCAUCAGUGAAGACAGCAGAGGCCAGCUUCCCUUUGAUGGUGGUGCAGAGCGACAUCACCAAGGUUAAGGUGGAUGCAAUUGUGCAUCCUACAAAUGCUGAUUUCUCCAUGGCAGGAGAAGUUGGAAACACCCUGAGCAAGAAGGGUGGAAAGAAGUUCCAAGCCGAAGUUUCCAAGAUUCAGUUGACCAAUGGGAGUAUCCCCUCUGCUGGAGCUGUUGUAUCUCUUGGCGCAAACUUUGCGGCCCCAUUUGUGAUCCAUGUGAAUGGACCCACAUGGGGAGGGAUGACUGGGGCUGGGGGUGAGAAGGCGAGCGACCUUGAGAAAGCUGUUAAAAAUUGCCUCAGCUUGGCUGAUUCUAGGGAGUUCAAGUCCAUUGCCCUCCCAUCAAUUGGUAGUGGAAGAGGAGGUUUCCCAAAGCAGAUGGCUGCUCAGACGAUCUUGGAAGCAAUUUCCUCCUAUUUCCAGAUUAAGCCAGCCUCAUCCCUCAAACAGAUCUUCUUCGUGCUCUUUGACAAUGAGAGUGUCACUGUCUACACCAGUGAACUGGCUAAACUCGAUGGCUGAGGUAAUCCUCACCAAGGAGGUGUGCUGGUGAACUGGAGGCACUUUCUCAGGAAGGGCGCCUGCUAUCUACUGCCAUGGUACAUCUUGAAAAGUACAUAUUUCUUUGUUACCUGUUGAGUUUCUUUGCACCUGUUGGCUGUGAGUAGCUAAAGUUCAGUCAUUUUUGCCUGUGUCAAUGAUCAAUUAGUGUGUGAUACCGUGCGAUAAUCCUACUGCAUUGUGAUUGCACCUUGUCAACCAUUCUAUAAGAGUGAUCACUUGUCUUUAUUUUUCACUAGUAAGGGAAUUUCAAUAUGGUUUGGUCUGGUUUGAUCAAGAGAUAUGAGGCCUACAUGCUUUGGAAUGAUUGUUUUGGUUUGUAUCAUUUAUCAGUAUGAACAGACCACACAAAUGAAUUUUCCUCAUUCCAUGUAGGGGAAAAUGGAAUUGGAAGCAGCACAGACAGGUAUUAUAAAUAAACCAAAACCACAAACUGCGAUAGCUUGAGAUGAUCCACCGUGCCACUUUAUCGUUUGCUCUUUGCCGAUCUUGAUGGUCGCUUGAAAGAUUCUAUCGAGAUCGUUACCGAUGCACGUAUGUAUCAUUCCGACACGAGCGGAAGAGAGAACGGUGUUAGAAACCAGUGUCUGCAUGGGACAGCAAAGUAUAUGAUAGAAGUAUGCAACCUGCCUUCUUACAUUCUUGCCUGUAAUGGUGUCUGCCACCGGCAUUUGCUUUCUGCUUCUGUCGAAAUGAUGUGUACAAGUCAAUAGAAUCGUGAAUUCUUUAUUCCUCUUGAGACGAGGCAUAGUGGUGGAGUCAGAAAUAUUGGAAAUAUUUAGAAAAUAGAAAACAUUAUACUAUUACUAUGAAUAUUUUACUAUUAUAAGUCAUCAAAAUGUGAUCCAAAACAUUGUGAUUGUUUGAGCCUAUGAAAAAAAAAAAGAAGCCAUAUUCGAUAUUUUCUUCCAUUCCUGUAAGAAUUGGGUAUUCUUUGAACUGGUAAGGGAGCACAGAUACACAUAAUGAUGAAAUUGUGAUGGAAAAAUUGUGAUUGUGGAAAAAUUAAUCCGUGAUGGAAUGGAAUUGCAUGGAAUGGAUGUUGACAGUGCACUGUGCUUUGUGUCUACUUUCCCUG